GAGUGAGUGAUUGACUUUAUCAGUCCAAGGACAUCAUUCGCCUGGAAAGGGGGGGAAGUUUGAUCUUCUUUCUCACGGAUCCCAGUUACGGGAGUUUUCCUCCCGUUUACCGAGACUAGGAAUUAUUCUUUCGUUUUUCAAUUCAAGAUUUCUUUAUUGAAGCCUACGUGAAAUUGUGCUCAGUUUACCGUUACCCACUUCACUCCGCUAAACUGGGGUUUCUCUUUUUUUUCUUUUCUUUUUCACUUGCUUUUUCUCGAUUGAGCCCAAUGACUAUGCUCCUUGAUAGCGCUCCUCAGUUCCCUUCACUAGGAGUAGGGGGGUUCGGAACGCCUAGACACCAUGAGUUGGGAAACCGAGAUCCCGGGCUGGGGCUCAGUCCAUUCGCAGAUUCAUCUCACUCGGCUGCCUUCAAGAUAAGUCCCGUUACUCACGAUAUCGCCUCCAGCCAGUCAUCAGCGUUCACCCCGCAAGCUACUGGAUACGCAGCCGCGCUCGGACACCACCACGGAGGACAAGUUGGUUCUUACGCCGGUGGAGCAUUCAAUUCGACCAGGGACUUUCUCUUCAGAAACAGGGGCGCAGGCAUCGGAGAGACCGCACCGCCGAGUGCCCAGCAUGGAAUCUUUGCCGCUUCUGCUGGGAGUCUACACGGGCCCCACGGAAUUUCGGACAACCCGGGACAUCUGUUGUUUCCUGGACUUCACGACCAGAGCGUGAGCCACACUUCACCGGGAGGACAUGUUGUAAACAGUCAAAUGCACCUGGGUUUACGCGGGGACAUUUUUGGCCGUCCAGAUCCGUACCGAGCUGUGGCAAGCCCUCGUACGGACCCUUACGGCACCGCUCAGCUCCAUAACUACAACCAUGCCAUCAAUAUGAACAUGGGGAUGAACGUACCCACACACCACGGUCCGGGGGCCUUCUUCAGAUACAUGCGGCAACCUAUUAAGCAAGAAUUGUAUUGUAAGUGGAUAGAAGAGAAUCAGAUGAACAGACCUAAAAAGACUUGUGACAGAACUUUCAGCACAAUGCAUGAAAUGGUGACACAUGUUUCAAUGGAACACGUUGGCGGCCCAGAACAGAGUAAUCAUAUUUGCUUCUGGGAGGAUUGCCCGAGAGAGGGGAAAUCCUUUAAGGCCAAAUACAAACUCGUGAACCACAUCCGAGUGCACACGGGAGAGAAACCGUUCCCUUGUCCGUUCCCCGGUUGUGGGAAAAUCUUUGCAAGAUCAGAAAAUCUUAAAAUUCACAAAAGAACUCACACAGGUGAGAAGCCAUUUAAAUGCGAGUUCGAAGGCUGCGACAGGCGCUUUGCGAACAGCAGCGACAGGAAAAAGCACAUGCACGUGCACACAUCUGACAAGCCAUAUAUCUGCAAAGUGUGUGACAAGUCCUAUACACACCCCAGCUCUCUCAGGAAACACAUGAAGGUACAUGAAUCACAAGGCUCAGAGUCGUCUCCAGCUGCUAGCUCUGGAUACGAGUCCUCCACGCCGCCAGUGCUGGUUUCUGCGAACACUGAAGACCCGACAAAAACACCCACGUCUGCAGUGCAAAAUACAUCUGCACACAGCGAUGGACUACCACCUAAUUUUAACGAAUGGUACGUUUGAAGCUCCAAGCAGAUUCUCAAAUGGUGGACCAAAAGGUUGAAGUAACCUUUUAAAAAACUAUUUACGCUAUGGCGUUCAAAAUGGCAUUGAAACAACAGGAAAAGAUGAGAGUUCGCCAGCAGGCCUCGUCCGUUCUCAGGAUUCGAAAUUUGACUUUAUUCCGAGUUUGAAGAAAACUAGCAAGACAUAAAAUAACAAAAUAACACUUUCUAAGAAUA
Sinocyclocheilus rhinocerous is the source of this 1834-nucleotide messenger RNA. RefSeq names its product zinc finger protein ZIC 3-like. Gene Ontology annotation, cellular component: nucleus. Bases 270 to 1616 code for a protein of 448 amino acids. Gene Ontology annotation, molecular function: RNA polymerase II cis-regulatory region sequence-specific DNA binding; DNA-binding transcription factor activity, RNA polymerase II-specific. Lineage: Eukaryota; Metazoa; Chordata; Actinopteri; Cypriniformes; Cyprinidae. Gene Ontology annotation, biological process: regulation of transcription by RNA polymerase II. The transcript is spliced from 3 exons. The record is from RefSeq and is a predicted model, not a curated record.